UUCAUAGUUUUGAUGUCUUCACUAUUAUUCUACAAUGUAGAAAAUAGUAAAAACAUAUAUAAGAAAAACCCUUGAAUGAGUAGGUGUUCUAAAACUUUUGACCGGUAGUGCAUUCAUACCCAACCUCACACUAACCCAUACAAAUGAGCAGGCUUGGGUUGGAGCCUGUUGCCCCUGUAAAGCCACCAAACUAUUUUUUUCUCAUACAGUAUUAGAAGGGUAAAGGACUGAGAAAUUGUAGCAAUACUUACAGCACUCCUGCUAACGACUCUUGUUCAUUGCAAUAAAUAAAUAAAUGUGUACAAAUAUAUUAAAUGUUAUUUCGGAGAUAAUAUUGAAUCAUUAUAGACUGUUUUAGCGAUGUUGGCAAAAGAGUUUCCUUAUUGUUGAAUAAACAAACUGAAGAUCAAUAAAUUAUUUACAAAAUGACUGUGGUGGUGAUGCUAUAUACUGUGCAGUGUAUGUUCAUAGAAAUGCUUUUGAAUACUGAUUGUUAAGUUUUGAUGUCUUAUGUCUGACUAGUAGUGCAGAGUGAGCUUUGUGAAGAAAUCAGAAAAAGAACACGUUAUGUGCUGUGAAAACUCGGAAUUGACCAGAAUUGAGAAACAGAUCCGUCAUGAAACAGAAAACACACACAUUGCAUCACAUAUGAUGAGGUCACAGGUGUCUACCAAUGAGAAGACCAGAGGAAGCUCAAAAGAAGUGAAAAAGAGAAGGAACCAGUUAAGUGACAGAUAAACUGCAAAAAGACUUUGAGACAACAGAACAACCACGACACACAGGACAACACAAAUACGAAGAUACUGCACAGAAAGACAAAGACUCCUUGACAGAAAACGUUAGAACUGAGGAUGCUGGAGAACGUCACAGGUGACGUGCAGAAUGACACUUUCUCCUGCCACCACCCCUCAGUGGAGGCCUACCGCUACUUCGGCGUGCUGUGGGGUUCGGUAGUAACCAUAGUUGGAACGGUGGGGAACAUGCUUACCAUUCUUGCCUUCGCCACGGACACCCGGCUGCGGACGCGUUUCAACGUGCUGAUUGUGAACCUGGCCCUGGCGGACCUGUUGUACUGCACCCUGCUGCAGCCCGUCUCCGUCGACUCCUACCUACACCUCCGCUGGAGGGGCGGACCUCUCUGGUGCAGCAUCUUCGGCCUCCUCCUCUUUCUCUCCAACUCUGUCUCUAUCAUCACCCUGUGUCUGAUCGCUGCCAGCCGUUACCUGCUGGUGACGAAGCGGGAUGUGUUUGAGCGGGUGUUUUCUGGUCGAGGCCUGGUCAUCCUCCUGCCCUCCACCUGGGCCCUGGGCCUGGCCAGCUUCGGCCCACUCUGGCCCGUUUAUGUAUUCGCCCCACAGGUGUGCACCUGCAGCUUCCACCGCACCAGGGGGCGCCCUUACACCACCGUGCUGCUGUUCUUCUACUUCUUUAUCGGCCUGGGCUGCGUGGGGAUUUUCUACCUGCUCAUUUACAGGCGAGUCAGGUUGGCGGCACAGGCGCUGGUCCGCUACCGGUUUAGCCGACGCUCAUCACGAAAGAAGCCGAACUCAUCAGAACAAGGGACGGAGGGGGAUAGUGGAGUCGGGAGUGGGGCGGCCACCACCCAGAGCUGUGAAUUGAGCAGCCAGUCAGAACUAGCCCAAUGCAAGGGUGUAGAGGUGAAGGUGCACCCUGGGAAAGCCCAGUCCUCCCACUCCACCUUGGGCUCUGCUUUAACUUCGCAUUCAGCUCACAUAGCAGGGGGACAGGAGCUCCCCCCUGCCCUCAACCCUGUGCCCCGCUCAGCCACUCCUGCCCCCAUCACUGCCCCCUCCUCCUCCACCACCUCUUUAGGGGACAAUGUUGAGUUUAGACGUGUGACCCGGAUGUGUUUCACUGUCUUCCUGUGUUUCGUGGGCUGUUUUGCCCCGUUCCUGCUGGUGAACAUUGCUGAUAAGCAGAACCGUGCACCUCAGGUGCUCCACAUGUUCUGUGCCAACCUCACCUGGCUCAACAGCUGUAUUAACCCUGUGCUCUACGCUGUCAUGAACCGCCAGUUCGGCCAGGCCUACCGGGCCCUUCUGGUCAGGGCCGCCACACCCUUCACACACCUCUGGACACGGUGACCUAUACAUGUUGGUUGUUUAGCAGAUGCAGUUAUUCAGACUGACUUUAGUCAGUGCCAUCAAUUAAGCUACAUAAGACAACCACACAUUGGUAAUUAUCACUCACUUUUCUCAGCCCACACUGGUAUGGAUGGAGCUACUUCCUCCUGUAUAACUUCCUCUCCUCCUUCCUGAAUAUCACAUUUACUGUCACCUAGCAAGGAGAAAAUAUGCUAUUCUGUGAUUUUUGGAAAGGGCUCAUUUAUUUUGGGCUAAGAUAAUGCUAGUUUUUUUCCCGAGUUACAAACACCAAUGUACACUUACUGUUAAGCCUUUGUCCCCAUACAUGAAACAGCUUUCAGAGCUUAAAAGUUCACCUCUUUAAUGUGGCCAUAUAAUGUGGUCAAAACUCAUCAGGAAAUCUAUUUUAUUCCAGCAGGAAGCCAGAAGCUACCAAUAGGGAGAUAGUGUAUCAAAACCCGGGGGGUGUUAGUUACGCAAAGAACUAUAGCCUCCUUUACGUCUUGUGUUUAUUUAUUGUCUGUGCCAUUGUACUUUUGUCUGUUCAUUUACACUCCCCUACUGUACAUGUGUAUUUGGAAAGUAAUGAUAAAUGUUUUAAUCUGGCUCUAUACUCCAGCAUUUUGGAUUUGAGAUCAAAUGUUUCAUAAAAAGUGACAGCAGACUGUUACCUUUUUAUUUGAGGGUAUUUUCAUCCUUAUCUGAUUUAACGUUUAGAAAUGAAAGCACUUUUUAUAUCUAGUCCCCCCAUUUGAAGAUGUCAAGUAUUUGGACACAUUUCACUUAGUGUAUUUAAAUAGUCAUAAGUUUAGUAUUUGGUCCCAUAUUCCUUGCACACAAUGAUUACGUCAAGCUUGUUGGAUGCAUUUACAGCUUAUUUUAGUUGUGUUACGAAUUAUGUUUUGUCCAAUAGGAAGUGAAUGGUGAAUGAUAUUUUUGGUGUCACUUUUAUUGUAAUACUAUAAUAUGUUUGUGAACAUUUCUACAUGAAUGUGGACACUACCAUGAUUAUAGAUCAUGAAUAAAUUUUGAAUGAUGAGAGAAAGUGUAAUGGAAAUUAUAUGAUUAAAGGUUUGACUAAAUGAUUUCACUCAGAAGCCAUAUAACAUGUUGAAAUGUAUUAGAAAUUAUAAGGCUAUAAUAAGGUGUUAAAGACUAGAAUCCAAUGCUGUGUGUGAGUAGAUUUUUAAGACUAGGACACUGUUACUACUUCAAAAUGAGCAGGGUAGAGUUGAUAAGACAACCUUGGAAAAGGAACAGGAGUAGAGGCCUGAGAAUGAGAAACAACGGCCUGAGAAUGGCUUAGCUGGCAGGAGAUUAGAAGACAGGUUGCAAGGUUUGAUAAUGAAUGUCUGUGUACUGGGGAAAAAUACAACCGCCUAAAGCGGGGUGGAGUUCUCUACUGAUGCGAGUUCAUUUGGGUGUGUGUGGUAAUAUAAAAGGCUUUGUGCAUUGUAUGGAUUUUAGAGCUCUCGUAAAUAAACGUUCUGAUCAUUGUA
Molecule: messenger RNA, 3604 nt
Organism: Salmo salar (Atlantic salmon)
Lineage: Eukaryota; Metazoa; Chordata; Actinopteri; Salmoniformes; Salmonidae
Gene: gpr84
Product: G protein-coupled receptor 84
Biological process (GO): neuropeptide signaling pathway
Cellular component (GO): plasma membrane
Molecular function (GO): urotensin II receptor activity
Source: RefSeq, a predicted model, not a curated record